AUGGUGUCAGAUCACUGGGACCAAGAACGAGAAGCAAUAGAACUUUCACAAACGAACCAGAACGCAUUUGAGGAUGAUUCUUGCGUGAAAAGUGCGUCGCAUUUUGAACAGGCUAACGAGUUUUUCGCAAAUCUUAAAGUAUUACUAGAGCGUGCUACUGCUACUAAAGAAGAACAACCACAAGAACAAGGAGAGCAUGAUAAUAAUGAAGUUGGCGAAGAUAGGAUUUUGAAGAAACUUAUAGGUCUCAUUGAUCCAUAUCAAGAACAACCGUUCUUGCUUGAUCCGCAUCUGGAGAAUAUGGUUAAACCAAUAAUCGAACUCUUGCGUACAUAUAUAAAAGAAGUUAACAUUCAGGGUGCUAUUCUUAGUAAAGCUGCACCUCUUGGUAUUACUAGUAAUAAUAGUAAUCUCACAGAGAAUCAGGAAUCAGAGACACCCGGAUCAUCAUCGCUUCACGUGACAAAAACCAUGAAAAGAUUGUUUCGAUUAUUGUACUAUACUAUGAAAAUACGCGGAUAUAAGACUAUUGUGAAAUUUUUUACGCACGAGGUAUCAGAUUUAGAGCCCACUUUCUACUUCCUGGUUGCAAUCAAUCCACGAGAUUAUGAUGCAUGGGAAACUCGUUAUGUGUUGUUGAUUUGGUUGUCGUUGAUUUGUAUGAUUCCGUUUGAUCUGAGGACAGUGGACAGUCGCGCUUUGGACAAAGAUGAUGAUAAGAUCCCGCUCGUCGAUCACAUAAUUAGCCUUUCAAAAUUCUACCUGAACGUGACUGGUAAAGAGAGGGAUGGCGCAGCGGUACUUCUCUCCCGGUUGUUGACCAGACGCGAUAUUGCUGCCGCGUACCUCACAGAUUACGUCGAAUGGGCGACCGAAGAAGCAAAAAGAAACGAAAAUGUGUUUAUCGUAAUCGGCAUUCUCGAUUCACUUUGCGCAAUAUACAAACUAGGUCAACGAUCCACCCUCCUGCCUACAGUCUCAAUCGCGUGGCCAUGUCUCUCACUAAUCGAAUCUAACAAGAAUUUUGCGAAUAACAUGCUUGUGCGAAAACUUUUGGUGAAAUUGGCGCAGAGAUUUGGAUUGUGCUUUUUGAGACCGAAAGUCGCUAGUUGGCGAUAUAAACGAGGAAAUAGAUCUCUAAGAGAAAAUUUGGCUGUCACCUCAUCCUCUUCUGCGAUAAUCACUUCGAAAUCCAUUGACCCGUCAAACAUCAAUCAGACAAUUGGACGUGGUGGAUUCGAGAGCGAAGAAGCAGAAGAGGAGGAAGAGGUACCUGAACAGAUUGAAGAGAUUAUAGAAAUCUUGUUGAAUGGAUUGCGUGACAGGGACACAAUAGUUCGUUGGUCGGCCGCAAAAGGAAUCGGUCGAAUUGCUCAGCGUCUAUCUCAAGAAUUAGCUGACGACGUUAUCGGAUCUCUAUUGGAACUAUUCUCGGAGAACACGUUUGUACGUAGUGGCGGUGUCAUUGACAUGUCAGCCGUUUCGGAUUAUACGUGGCAUGGGGCGUGCCUUGCGGUCGCAGAGUUGGCUAGACGAGGAUUAUUGUUGCCGAAGCGGUUGAAUGAGGUUAUCACGUGGGUUUCAAAGGCACUCAAAUUUGAUCUAAAACGCGGCUCAUAUUCGAUUGGCUCACACGUGCGAGACGCAGCAUGUUACGUGUGUUGGUCGUUCGCGCGUGCUUAUGCACCCGAAGUUCUCGCGCCAUAUGUUGCUGAAUUAGCGAACAGCUUGGUGGUGGUGUCGGUGUUCGAUCGUGAAGUGAAUGUGAGACGUGCAAGUAGUGCUGCGUUUCAGGAAAAUGUUGGAAGACAAGGCAUUUUUCCACAUGGGAUCGAUAUUAUUACUACCGCGGAUUAUUUUACCGUCGGGAAUCGUACAAAUGCUUUUUUGGAGAUUAGCGUGAAGAUAGCAAAUUUCCCAGAAUACCGUAAAUAUCUCAUCGACCACCUGAGCACAAUCACCGUUGUCAACUGGGACAAACAGAUGCGAGAGUUGUGCGCGCAGGCUUUGCAUAAUUUAACAAGACUGGAUGUCGAGUAUAUGGUGAACACUAUUUUGCCGCGUUUGGAAAUUGCCACCGUCACCAAUUCAGUUACAGCAAAUGCAUUCGUUGACUUUGGCUCAGAAAUCAUAUGUCAAGCAACCGCGCACUACGUAGCAUGUUUAGCGCGUGCUACGUGGCCCGUGACCAACGAAGUUCUGGUUGGUUGGAAAAAUGUGGUGCAUGAUUUACUCGGGCGUAAAGACGAAGUUGGACAAAAGAUUGCUGUGAGAGCUGUUGAAGCUCUUGUUGAACAGUAUGGAAUUACGUUGGAUGAGAUUGAUAUAUAUCUUUUUUUGCUCACUUUUAAUUUCAACCUCUUCAAUAAUAUUUUUUUUGGAAAGAUUGUGAAAUAUGUAUAUAUUUUCCUUGAUUUGUUGUUCUUGCUGUUUUACACAUAUAUCAAUAAUGCUCAUCCGUCAAAGAAUCGGUAUCGUCGCCGGGGAUACACUCUGGCCCUCGGUGUCCUCGAUUUCCCGAAAAUUCCUGAACAUUUGGAGCGGGUUAUUGAUUCAUUGAUUUUAACAUCGACAAUACAGGAGACAAAACCGUGGAACGAUGCAGAAACCAGAAGAAAUGCCAUUAUAUCAUUGACGAAUAUUCCAAAAAAAUUAGGAUCUUCGUUUAAAAAAGUUGCAAAUAAACAAAUAUUCACAAAAUUUAUCGAAGCAUUUUUCACCGGCUUUGAAGAUUACAGUACGGAUUCACGUGGUGAUGUCGGGUCAUGGAUUCGCGAAGCUUCUAUUUUGGGAUUGGCUUCGCUUAUACCAUUUAUCGUGAAAUUGGAUAUACAAGGAACUAAUAAUGAUGAACAUUGGUGGACCGAUGAAUUAACGAGACGUGUUUUUGCGUGUCUGUUGAAACAAAGUGUUGAAAGAAUUGACCGAAUACGUACUUGUGCUGGAAAAGUUUUGGUUGGAUUGUUGUAUGAGAAGAGAGAAAAUAGUAGUGUUAGUGAAGGUGAUUGGUUGUUGAAUAUGCCGGGACGAGAUUUUCUACAAAGGGUUUUGCCAAGAGAUGAGGAAAUCCAUUGGGCUAAUCCUCAAGAUUUAUAUUCGCGCAUGGUAAAGCUACUCGGAUUAAAAGAUUAUCGAUUCGAAUUGCUUACCGGGUUAAUAUUAGCAGCCGGUGGAAUGACCGAAUCAUUGAUACGAUAUUCAAGUAGCACGUUAAUCGAGUACGUGGACUCACUUCCACUUUCACCUCCAUCAGCAACAUCAACAGCGAUAUCAACUAGUAUUACGCUACUCGAUUUUGCGAAUUCGUUAAUAGAGAUUUAUCGUGUGCACGAGCGACAAGAUCGCGUGAUGUUGCCGCUGUUGGAGGCGACGGAUCUUCUGUUUGAGACGGGGAAAUUGCAGAAACUUCUUGGUGUUGCUGGUGGUAGUAAUAACAGCGAACAGCAAGGAGGAGGUGGAUUCAGUUUUCAAGAGCUAUUCGAUCGUACGCAAAAAGAAUGCGCAAAGUCUCGUGAUGUACGCAAAAUUUCGGCCUGUGUGAAGGUUUUCUGUGGAUUCGUCACACUUGGCGCACCGUAUCGAAAUAAAGCUUUAUAUCAGCUAUUAGGGUUUUUGGUGCAUCCUUUUCCAAUGAUUCGUCGAACAACAGCCGACCAAUUAUACUUGACAUUAACAUCCGAAUCGGUCGGCGAGGAAGAUGUUGAAAUGAAAGAUGACGAGGAAGGGGAGUCUAAUGAGAACAAUUCGUGGGUACAAGUUGAGGAUAUUUUGGCAAAUACUAAUUGGGAUGACCCGAUUCCGAAUUUAAAAGAGACCCGUGCACAAUUGUACCCGAUUCUUGGUAUUUUGCCUCCUAAAGUUAUCAGCACUAAUGGUACUACUUCAGGAACUAGUACCACAACGACAACAGUUGAAACCACCGUUAUUAGUAGUAAUAAUCAAUAG
This is a messenger RNA of Ambispora gerdemannii, 3945 nucleotides long. NCBI's taxonomy places the organism in Eukaryota, Fungi, Glomeromycota, Glomeromycetes, Archaeosporales, Ambisporaceae. The record is from the annotation of a GenBank genome assembly.